Drosophila willistoni is the source of this 1855-nucleotide messenger RNA. RefSeq names its product insulin-like growth factor-binding protein complex acid labile subunit (gene alrm). Gene Ontology annotation, molecular function: protein binding. Bases 174 to 1622 code for a protein of 482 amino acids. The transcript has a single exon. The record is from RefSeq and is a predicted model, not a curated record. Lineage: Eukaryota; Metazoa; Arthropoda; Insecta; Diptera; Drosophilidae. Gene Ontology annotation, cellular component: plasma membrane.
UUGAUCCAGUUGCUUCGUGGCGUGCGCACACACACCAAAAGAAUCUCGAACGAAAAACCUCAAACAAAAAAGAAAAAAACCAAACUAGAACCCGUAACUAGUUUUUGAGUUUUCGCCUCAAGCAGACAACGGAUUAUCCUGUGACGCGUCGCGAUUAGUUUUUAUUUGAAGCCAUGCCACCCAAUACUGGGUGGCUGGCCAUGGUGGCAAUAGUUUGGCUUGGCCUACUAUUGCCACCAUUGGCCACCAGUCAGCAUCAGCAGUCAGCAUCGUCCCCACCGUCGGGUCAAUUGCGUCGCAUUUGGCUUCAGGAUCAUUGCAAUUCGGGAAUCUGUACCAAUGUGCAAAUUGGUCGCAAUGAUUAUGUUAUACUCUCGCAGGCACCCAUAGCCAAGCAAUUGAUGUUGACGUUCAUCAAUUCGAGCAUUGCCAAGAUACCCAAAUUGAUGUUUGACACGUUUCCCGAUCUGCAAGUGCUGCGCAUGGAGAACUGCUCGGUGGAGGCCUUUGAGCGGCCACAAUUCGAGGGUGCCAGCAAUUUGAUGAGCCUGUUCUUGGGUCACAAUCGUUUGCGGGAUAUUCCAAAGAAUAUAUUUUUGGGUGCCGAUAAUUUGGCCACCCUCCACAUGGAGGGCAAUCAGCUGAAACAGCUUGGCAAUCACAGUUUCCAUGCCCUGAAGGAACUAAAGGAAUUGUCAUUGGCAGACAAUCGUAUUGAACAUCUUCCAGUGGGCAUAUUCAAUGGAAUGCGGAAGCUAAUUGAUCUGAAUCUGGCUGGCAAUGCAUUGGAGGCUUUGCCGCGAGGCAUCUUUGAUCGAAAUUUGAAUUUAACCCGUUUGAGUUUGGCACGAAAUCGGUUCACAGCCUUCGAAUCGGAGUUGCUGAAACUUCAGCCGCGUCUCUCGCUACUCGAUAUUUCCGGAAAUAUAUUGCAAGAGUUGACACUGAACUUUUCGCUGCUCGAGCUGGCCGUUGCCCAUAGUUGUGAUCUGCGACGUUUGACCAUCUAUGGUGUGGUCCAGGAAUUGGAUUUGCAUAAUAAUUCACUUAGAGAGCUGCCCCAUGUGCCGCAGGCCAUCAAUGUGACCAGCCUGGAUCUGUCACAGAAUCCUCUGGGCAAUUUCGCAGCGGGCACGAAUCCUUUUCGUAGAUUCACCGCUCUGCAGCGACUCAAUCUCUCAGCAACAAACACCCAUGAGCUAAACGAAGGACUCUUCAAGAAGCAAACGCAAUUACAAAUGCUCGAUAUAUCGGCAAAUUCGAUUUACUCGCUAAAGAUCACUAUCUUCGACAGUCUCAAGUCGCUGCAAUAUUUCUACUUUCAGCAAAACAAUUGGAAUUGCGACUUCCUGCAGUUGCUAAUGUCGUCGAUAGUUAAACGUCGUGAUAUAUCCUUCAUGGAGGAUGUAACACCACCCGAACUGGUCGAUGAUUAUGUAGAUGGCAUUGCCUGCUGGUAUGAGAGCGAUAAACUAUCAAAGAAAUGCGAUGGCGGAGCAUCUUCUGAUGCUGCCAUGGAAUUGUCCAUUGUGAGGAAUGAGAUUAAAUCGUUUACGGAAAUGGUCGAGAAGAAGUUCAUUAAAGUCUAUCGCAUGUUGGAUGAAAUGAAAAUGAGAUUAUAAAGGAAAAUAUACAUAUAUAUAUAACCACCAAUUUAUAUAAUCAACAAUUUAUAUACUAUAUUUAUUCAGCACACAAUAUUUAAUCCACAAUUAAUAUCAAUUAUUCUAUAUAAGAAGUUAGAUAUAUUCGACACAAGAACAACAACAACAACGUAUUUAAUAUUGUUUUAAGUUUAAAUUACAUGAAAUAACUCAAUAAAAUGCUAAACGUGGACUCUAUGGAAAAAAAAAAA